Dreissena polymorpha is the source of this 486-nucleotide messenger RNA. RefSeq names its product transcription factor LBX1-like. The transcript has 5 exons. Gene Ontology annotation, cellular component: nucleus. NCBI's taxonomy places the organism in Eukaryota, Metazoa, Mollusca, Bivalvia, Myida, Dreissenidae. The record is from RefSeq and is a predicted model, not a curated record. Gene Ontology annotation, molecular function: DNA-binding transcription factor activity, RNA polymerase II-specific; RNA polymerase II cis-regulatory region sequence-specific DNA binding. The coding region runs from base 1 to 486 and encodes 161 amino acids. Gene Ontology annotation, biological process: animal organ development; regulation of transcription by RNA polymerase II.
AUGGAAGGCAAGGAGUUCACGAUCGAAGACAUUUAUGUGGAGGUCGAUCUGCUGUUUUGGGAAGAACUCGAAUCCUACCUUGGCGAGAUACACGACGAACAAGAAAAACAAGUGACAGAUCAUUCUACUGCGAUGGACGAAGAAAUCGCCAGUUUUCAACUACCAUCGCCUUGGGAAGAAGAUGUCUUGAGCCAGAUAGACGACCUUGAUGUUGAAGUGGCGUAUGUUCUUGCGCAGCAAGAUAUUGACAAUCAGAAUGCGUUUGUUCGACGAAUCGGCCAUCCAUUCCAGAACCGAACGCCACCGAAGCGCAAUAAAUCGCGCACGUCAUUUUCCCGCCUCCAGAUCCUCGAGCUUGAGAAGCGCUUCCGCCGACAGAAGUACUUGGCUUCGGCGGAGCGCAGCACCCUUGCCAAGACUCUCAAGAUGACGGACGCCCAGGUUAAGACGUGGUUUCAGAACCGCAAGACUAAAUUGAGUCUUUAG